This is a messenger RNA of Rhizoctonia solani, 1341 nucleotides long. RefSeq names its product class I glutamine amidotransferase-like protein. The transcript is spliced from 13 exons. NCBI's taxonomy places the organism in Eukaryota, Fungi, Basidiomycota, Agaricomycetes, Cantharellales, Ceratobasidiaceae. The record is from RefSeq and is a predicted model, not a curated record. Bases 1 to 1341 code for a protein of 446 amino acids.
AUGGCAGGUGCUCUUUUCGACUACCACCCGGAGCUUCAGCCUGUGACCUUUUUGGUCCUUGACAAAGAUCAUCCCAGUACCACGAUGCUCCCAGACCGCUGGACGUACAAAGAAGAGGUCUACAACUUCCGUUCAGACCCUCGUUCCAUCGGUGCAAAGAUUUUACUCUCAGUUGACCCAUCCAGCUAUACCGACACUCAUAUUCGAACCUACGACCAAGGUUCUCCCCAUCCAAUUGCAUGGUAUCAAGAACGGGGUGCAGGGGCUGCGGACGGCUCUACUGCUGGCCGGGGCUUUUACACCAGUUUGGGACACCUAGAGUCCACAUGGACAGAUCAGAUAUUCCUCAUGCACGUACUUGGUGGUAUCCAAUGGGCCUUGGCAUCGAAUACGACACGAGCAAUGAACCCAAACGGACAAGUGGGAGCAGUGCCGUCAAGCACGUCAUCAAAGGAGUCGCAAAUGCGGGGAUUGAUCGAAUCGAGGGGUAACGGCACCCGUGAUCAAUUGAGGACCACAAGGUGCAAAUCGAGGAGCACCGGUACUUUUGCGAAUUUGCGCGAUAGCUUUAAACGGGUGUUGAGUCCUGAGCGUUCACAAGUAGAGGCAAGGGAUGGGCGUUUGCCAACCACUGCAGAUAGGUCUCGUUCUCGCGGUCGCGAAUUUCAAUCUACCGGUCGCGGAGGUGCGGGCAAUUUCGUCCGCUCCGAAUCCGUUUCUCGCACGCGCGAAGAUGGCGUCGGCCAGGAGCGUGGUCGGGAGAUUCUUCCUGCUAGCAAAGUUACUCACUCCGGCCGUGGAGGAGCAGGUAACAUCCGUUCCCCUUCUCGGGAUCCUGAGGCCGACAUCCGUGCUCUGAGCCACGAGCGAGAGAUCAUCGAAGAUCAUCGCAGAACUGAGGAAGGCCAAGUUGUGGCACUCAACUGGCCGUGGUGGCUAUGGAAACAUGGAUCGCUCCGCUCACGCUCUCGCGAGCCCUCCAAGGCGGUCCACUCCUCUGGCCGGGGUGGCUUCGGCAACAUCACUGCUGGCGAUGGACAUGGCCUCGCUAACCUCGAAGAAGAAGAACGUGUUCAUCAUGCCCAUGUCCCUGAAUUGCGCUGGGAACGUUACCGCUGGAGCUGCCCCUGCCCCGAAAUCAUUGCACCGUCUCCCGUAGCUGAAGGUGUACAAUGGCGUUCAUCUGGUCGGGGCGGAGCCGGUAAUAUGAAACCGGUGCAUCAUGCUGAUCCCCAUGGAGUUGCCGAAGAAGGCCGUGGGCGGAAGGAACACACUGGAAUCGGAGGAUUUAUCGACAGGCUCACUAGCCGCAGCCGCGACCCUCAGCACCAUGAUCACUAA